GUCUUAAAUUUAUCAAGUUUAUCAAGUGUGCGAGGGUUGAAACAUAUUAAUGCAUGCUCUCUGGUUUUUUCUUCAUCAUCCAACUAUUUUAUCAACUCAACUUCCCUUUUCCUACUUUUUUUAUUUUCUUGCCUUAUUCCGUCUUGCAAUCAUGAACUACAACACUUGGUUUCAUCUUCUUUUAGCUUUAUUCAUACCAUGUUCCGUAGUUUGCUUGGCUAUGACAGUCAGGAAUCUCAACUCUGAUCAGUUUGCACUUCUCGAGUUUAAGGAUCGCAUUACCGGUCCUCAAAAUGUCUUGGCAAACAAUUGGAGGGCCUCAACCUCUGUUUGCAAUUGGAUCGGUGUUUCUUGUGGCAUCCUCCAUAAAAGAGUUAUAGCUUUGAAUCUUACAAGCAUGAAUCGUAGGGGUACUAUCCCUCCACACCUUGGAAAUCUUUCAUUUCUACUCUCUCUCGACUUGAGUAGCAACCAUUUUUUUGGCCAUCUCCCUAAAGAAUUGGGCCAAUUGCAUCGUUUGAGGAUCCUUCAAUUAAGCUACAACAGUCUUAAUGGGGAAAUUCCAUCAUGGCUUGGGAAUUUACAGAGAGUUCGAAGGCUGAAAAUGAAAAAUAAUAACUUUACAGGCACAAUCCCUGAAACAAUUGUUAACAUGUCUAAUCUAGAGAUCUUGAACUUGGGAUUCAAUCAAUUAUCUGGUCAGGUUCCAUCUUCCAUCUUCAAGAUUUCUUCUCUGACGAUUAUUGAUCUCUCCAGCAAUAGCCUAUCACGUCGUUUGCCUAGUGAUAUGUGUCAACAUCUUCCCAAGCUUGAAGGGCUUUACUUGAGUUGGAAUGAAUUAUCUGGUAACACUCCAUUUGGCAUGGGCAAAUGCAGCAACCUUCAAAUUUUGUCAUUGUCUUAUAAUCAAUUUACGGGGAUUAUUCCAAGAAGUAUUGGAAAUCUGACUCGACUUGAAGAAUUAUAUUUGGGGUUUAAUAAUAUAGAAGGUCAGAUUCCAUCAAGUAUAGCUGAAUGUUACCAGCUUCAGAUUUUGAAUUUAGGAACAAAUCAUUUCAGUGGGCUGAUUCCAGAAAGGAUUUUUAAUUCAACUACGCUCCAAGAAAUAGAUCUAUAUGACAACAAAUUAGAAGGUAAUUUACCACCCAUCACCAAUGUUCCAAAGCUUGAGUAUCUUAUAUUGUGGGGAAAUAAACUUAGCGGAAACAUUCCCAACUCUAUCUCCAAUGCUUCCAUGCUUAAGAAAGUAGACUUGGGAGAUAACUUAUUCUCUGGCCCAAUCCCUAAAACGCUUGGCAACUUAAGACACCUCGAAAGGCUCCGAAUCGUCAACAACAAUUUGAUCACAGGAUCUGCUACUGAUCAUGAGUGGACCUUUCUUUCUUCUUUGGCGAAUUGCAAGCAUUUGAGAAAAAUAAUUGUUUCAGGAAAUCCAUUGAGUAGCGUUCUUCCUACUUAUAUCGGGAACCUUUCAAAAUCCCUUCAAUACUUUUAUGCCUCUCAAUGUGAGCUUCAAGGCAAUAUUCCGAUGAACAUAGGUAACUUAAGCAACAUGUUGGUUUUAGAGCUUGGCUAUAAUAAAUUUAGUGGAUUCAUUCCAACAUCAAUAGGAGGACUGCGAAAUCUCCAAAGUCUAGGUCUUUCCUCUAAUAAAUUAGGAGGGCCCAUCUCAGAAAGCCUUUGUGAUUUGGAGAGAUUAUACAACUUGUUUUUAGGGUUGAAUAAGCUGAAUGGAUCCAUACCCUCUUGUUUGGGUAAUAUUACUUCUUUGAGAUAUCUUUACUUAGAGUCCAACAAAUUGAGUUCUGCAAUACCCUCAACUUUGUGGAAUCUUAAAGAUAUCUUAAAAAUAGAUUUAUCAUCAAACCAUCUUCACAAUUCACAUGCUAUUGAUGUUGGAAAUUUGAGGAGUCUACUGAACCUAAAUUUAUCAAGAAAUCUUCUCACAGGCGAUAUCUUAUCCACAUUUGAAGGUCUUCAAACUUUGGUUUCAUUAGAUUUAUCAAAUAAUAAGUUACAUGGUCAUAUCCCUGAAUCAUUUGAUGGGUUGAUUAGUUUGGAAUUCUUGGAUUUAUGCAAUAACACUCUCUCUGGAGUCAUUCCCAAGUCUUUGGAAAAGCUUUUAUAUCUAAACUAUUUUAAUGUGUCUUUCAAUAGACUUGAAGGGGAAAUUCCCACCGAAGGAUGUUUUUCAAACUUUUCCAGCACAUCAUUCAUGAAGAAUUCUGCACUUUGUGGUCCACCUAGAUUGCUAGUCCCACCUUGCAAAAACAACAACCAUGAAAACUCCCAAAUGAUUAUAUUGCAUACUUUUAGGUAUGGUUUACCAGCAAUUGGUAUUGUCGUGGUACUAAUAUUCUUAACUAUUAUGUAUAGAAGAUGCCAAAGAAGGAGUACAAGUCUACCAAUUAAAGAUGAUUUGUUGUCUUUGAAAACACUGAGAAGAAUUUCACAUGUUGAACUUUCACAAGCAACUAAUGGAUUUGAGGAAAGCAAUAUGCUUGGUUCAGGGAGUUUUGGAUAUGUAUAUAAAGGGAGGCUUUCAGAUGGAAUGGAAGUUGCAAUAAAAGUUUUCAAUUUCCAAACAGAGGGAGCAUUUAGGAGUUUUGACAUUGAAUGUGAUGCUUUGCGUAAUAUAGUUCAUCGUAAUAUUGUGAAGGUCAUUACUUGCUGCUCAAGUGUAGACUUCAAAGCCUUGGUGCUUGAUUACAUGUCUAAUGGAAACCUUGAGGAAUGGUUACAUUCUAAAAAUUGUUUCCUUGAUAUCAAACAAAGGGUCGACAUAAUGAUAGAUGUUGCGGUAGCUAUAGAACACCUCCACAAUGGAUAUCCAACGCCUAUAAUUCAUUGUGACAUAAAACCAAGCAAUAUUUUACUAGAUGAAGACAUGGUUGCACAUGUUGGAGAUUUUGGCAUUGCCAAAUUGUUGGGAGAAGGUGAAGUAAUGAAGCAAACCAUGACUCUUGCAACUAUCGGGUAUAUGGCACCAGAAUUUGGAUUAACAGGAAUCGUUUCUAUAAAAUGUGACGUCUAUAGUUAUGGGAUCAUCCUUAUAGAAACUUUUACAAAGAAAAAGCCAACUGAUAAUUUUUUUGUUGAAGAAGUGACUAUAAGGCAUUGGAUGGAAAGUUCUUUGCCUAAAGGAGCGACAGAAAUUGCAGAUGUUGAUUUACUAAGCAGAGAGGAUGAGUACUUUGUUGUUAAAGCAAAUUGUAUUUCAUCCAUCAUGGAGUUGGCUUUGAAUUGUUCAGCAGAGUUACCAGAAGAAAGAAAAGAUAUGAAGGAUGUUGUGGUUGAGCUAAAAAAAAUUAAACAAAGGUUGUUAAACAACAUUUAACAUGUUUAGCAAAGAAGAAUUCAAACUUCUUUUGCAAAAUCAAGAUGGAAACCAAUAAAAUGUGCAUCAGACAUUCCCAUGAAUUACGUUAUAUGGUAGCUUUGGAGAAUCAAGUUAUUUUCUUUGUUUCUUAUUUCAUUUACGAUAUAACUGUGUUUUAAUCUUUUGCUAAGGAUUUUAUUGUUGCUUUCCCUCCAAUUAAAUAUGAUAUUUACUUUCAUUAAAAAAAUUGUAUGAAUUUCAUUUGUUGUGUUAAUGGACCCCUCAAUAGAUGGUAUUAUUCU
This is a messenger RNA of Gossypium arboreum, 3621 nucleotides long. RefSeq names its product receptor kinase-like protein Xa21. Gene Ontology annotation, molecular function: ATP binding; protein binding; protein kinase activity. Bases 50 to 3337 code for a protein of 1095 amino acids. Lineage: Eukaryota; Viridiplantae; Streptophyta; Magnoliopsida; Malvales; Malvaceae. Gene Ontology annotation, biological process: protein phosphorylation. The transcript has 5 exons. The record is from RefSeq and is a predicted model, not a curated record.